CAGAAAUGCAUUCCCAGCAACAUAGUGACGGAUGGGCCAUGGUCAAAACAGAAGAAGACUGGAGCAAGCUUAAAAGUCUGAUUGAAUUACACACAACUAAAGAGCCACCAGAUCUUUCCCAGAUGGAGGCUUUAUACAGAUGUCCACCUACCAAGCAAACACUUGUGAAGCUGUUAUUUAUAAAUCAGAAAGCAGUAGGUUUCUAUGUUGUAAGACUGAAAGGUAUACAGGAAGAGGGGGGCCCACCAUUUGAAUUACCUAUCUUGGAUGCAGUAUUCAUUUCUAAGGCUCACCGAAGACAACACUGGGGCACUGCAAUGAUAGAAGAACUAGUAGCUGUUCACUUUCCUGAUGAAGAUAUUGGUUUCAGCCAACCAAUUUCUCAUUCUCUUGAAUUAGUUAUAAUGAAAUUUCUGUUGUCAAAUCCGCGGUAUCGUGACAAACUCUGGGCCGUCGAAAAUUGUGGGGAGGAAGGUGACAGACUGAAUAUAUGGCUGGCGUCUGCAGUAAAAAGGCGAUAAAACACGCUACAUAUAACUUUGGUUAGCAGCUUUAUUUUCACCAAAUCAACAAUCAAUAAUUCAUAAGUUAAUGUCAAUAUAACAACGUUUCUCUGUUAUUGUACUAAAUUUCGCCCCUAAAUUUUUGUCAAUCCCGUACGAUAGAAUUACAAAAAAGAACGAAUUAACAAGGAAAA
Messenger RNA from Daphnia carinata, 697 nucleotides. Its product is annotated as protein FAM169B-like. The record is from RefSeq and is a predicted model, not a curated record. Lineage: Eukaryota; Metazoa; Arthropoda; Branchiopoda; Diplostraca; Daphniidae. The transcript is spliced from 5 exons. The coding region runs from base 6 to 521 and encodes 171 amino acids.